AUGUAACCCUAAAAUACCUAAAGUUGGAAUAACUAUUUCCAGAAAAAUUUAUUAGAAGGCAAAGACAACUGGUUCAAUGAAAGAUUAAAUAAUUUUAGUAACUAAACUCAAAAUAAAAUUUAAGAAGUUUCAGAAGGUUAAGAUUGGAAUGGCGAAUGGUUUUAUGUUGAGGUCAAUUAAAUAUCCAUUCCAAUUCCUUCAUUUGUUAGCCUCGCAACACAAAAUAAACUCAAACAAACCAUUUAAGAAGUUUAAUAACAAGUAGAUUAUCAUCUAAAAUCACCUUCUUUUAGAUAAUAAAUCUUAGACUAUAUGCACAAAGAUUUUAUGAAUAAGAAUUGUCAACUAUUUAAAAAAAUCAAUUCUGUUGAUUCAAAUCCUUCUUUAAAAAUCCAGUUUGAAAAUCAAAACAAAUUAUUUUAAUAAAAUCUUAAUGCAAACACAUAAAAAGCGGAUGACUUUAGAAAAUUUGUUCAUCAUAUAUUUAAUAGAAAUAUUAAGAACAGAAAUUUGAUAGAAAAUGACAUACAAUAAUAUAUGAAAAACAAGGAAUCUAAAAAAAAACCAAAUAAUAAUAAAAAUUACUUGCAUAGUAAUGAGGACUUCAUGAAUGAUUAAAAAUUUAUAGAAGAAACAUUAAAUAGCAUUCAUAAAUUUGGAGUGGAUAGAUGCAAUAUCUAGAAAAAUGAUAACUAAAAAAUAAUGUCUGAAACUAUAAGCAUUAAUUUCUAAGAAAGAAAAACUUUGAAAACUAUCACAUACUCAAUUUUGCAUCAUAAUCUUUGCAAAUAAGAUAAAAAGUGGGCGAAAGAAUAUAUAUACAAAGUGUUAUCUCAUAUCAAUCCAAAUACUAAAGAUUUUGAAUAACGCAAUUAUAUUCUAAGAUAAAUAUACCUCCUUUUCUUGCAAACAAUAAUAAUCAAUUCUAAUAAUAGUAACUAAACUGAUCAAUUUUUAGAGAGUGUCUUUAAAUCUGAGUUCCUGUCUUCUUUACUAAGUGAUCAUCUUUUAUUUUCAGCCCAACAGAUUCUGAAAAUAAAAAAUCAUACAAAUUAAAACCAGGAUAUUAAUACUUUACUAGAUUAACUUUCAAAAGCAAAUGAUUUUAAUUUGUAUUUGAUCAGCCAGAAAGAGGUUGAUUCUAAAAAAUACUUGCAUGCAAAACAUAAAUCCCGAGAAAUAUUUAUCUAUUUUGAGCAAUGUUUACAAUAAGAUGAAAACUAGCAAGUUUAUUAUGUCGUUAAUCCUAGUGAUUCAUUUGUUUGUUUUGCAGAGAGUUCUUUUUGA
This is a messenger RNA of Tetrahymena thermophila SB210, 1287 nucleotides long. RefSeq lists its product as hypothetical. Lineage: Eukaryota; Ciliophora; Oligohymenophorea; Hymenostomatida; Tetrahymenidae. The record is from RefSeq and is a predicted model, not a curated record. The transcript has a single exon.